Messenger RNA from Otolemur garnettii (small-eared galago), 1878 nucleotides. RefSeq names its product coiled-coil domain containing 185 (gene CCDC185). Lineage: Eukaryota; Metazoa; Chordata; Mammalia; Primates; Galagidae. The transcript has a single exon. The record is from RefSeq and is a predicted model, not a curated record. The coding region runs from base 1 to 1878 and encodes 625 amino acids.
AUGGCGGGCUUCGGCCCCUUCACCUCGCUGCCGCCCUACCCCGACCUCUGGGCGCGCCCGCCGCCCGGCGGAGAGCGCGCGUCCACGCAGCGGCUGGGCGGGCCGGAGCCGGGGACCGAACCCUCCCUGUGCUACUGGGCGGGGAGUCCGGGAGUAGAGAGCGAGGAUGGGGCGCCCUGGCUGCACCCGCAAUUUUUGCGCACCUCGCGAGCUCGCCGGCACGGGUACCCAGCCUCGCCGCGGGGGAGUCGCAGCCUGAACGACGUGGACAGGAGGGCACUGGACAGCGCCAGAAGGCACCCGUCCCGCAGCAGGCGCCUGGAAGCUACCUGGGAGGAGGCCGGGACCAAGGCCAGCGCGGACUGGCAGCAGCAGUCCCGGCUGCAGUCCCGACAGUCUCAGCCCUGCCCGCACUCGCCUCUGGCCCAGGGAGAUUCGCCCCCGCCUUACCACGGGGGAGCUUACACUUCCCUGGGCAGAACUGGCAGAGCAGAAAAGGCGCAGAGUGGAGGCCAGUGGGCAACGCCAGUCUGCAGACAGCUAGGCCGCUGGUCUUCUUCCUCGGUUCCCACGGAGAAGUCUUCUGUGCUCUCCCGAAAGUUCAGGACACAGUCGGCGCGUGAGUACGCCCAGAAAAGAGACAGCAGCGACCUGGCUGAGUCAUUGGCCAGUCCUCACUCCCAGCCCUCAGUCUCCAGCAAAGAGAUACAAAGCCAGCACACCCGGACCCUCAAGAACAAGCUGGAAGAGGCGGUGAUGUCCUCCAGGGACCAGAAGAUCGUGGCCCUGGUGCUGGCCCGGCUCGAGAAGGCCCAGAGGAUGCGGGAGCUGCAGCAGCAGGCGGCAGAAGCCUGGGAGGAGCUGAAGCGCUCGGACCAGCAGGUGCAGAUUACCCUGGAGAGGGAGCGCAGGCUGCUGCUGCAGCAGAGCCAGGAGCAGUGGCGGCAGGAGAAGGAGCAGCGCAGGACCCGCCUGAGCCGAGAGAAGCGCUGCCGGCGGCGGGACAGCCAAGUAAAGAACGAGAUCCCGAGGGAGAGCUGGUGGAGGGAGCAACUGGAGGACCAGGAGAAUCAGCGCCUGGAGAGGCUGGAGAAGACGCGCAUCCAGGCUGAGCACCGGAAGCAGCGCCAGGAGCGGCGCCUGCGGGAGCAGGAGAGGAUGCUGCGGAGGCUGCAGGAGCAGCACAGCCUGCAGCUGCACAGGAGGCUGGAGGAGGCCUGUCACAAGAGGCACCUGCAGGCCGUGGAGAGCCAGAAUAAGGUUCCCGAGACCAACCUGAGCUCUCUCGUCAAUUACCAGGCCCGGAAGGUCCUCGUGGACUGCCAGACCAAGGCCGAGGAGCUCCUUAGAAAGCUGUCCCUGGAGCAGAGGUUCCAGAGGUCCCGAGAGAUCCACCAGGGGCUCAUUAAGGAGCGGCACCGAGAGCUACGGGAGAAGGCCCAGAAGGAGGAAGAGCAGUUCCAGCACGUCAAGUGGCGCGCAGGAGAGUCCGAGGAACAGAGGAAAGUGCGCAAGAAGUUACUGGGGGAGCUGGCAGAUCAGAAGAUGCAGCAGGCCCGGAGCAGCGCGCACAAGAGCACCAGGGACAAGAUGCAGCACCUCCGGGAGCUGAACGUCCUGCGGGAGAAGAAUCAUCACAUACUGAAGCUGAAAGCCGAGAAGGAGGCGAAGUGCCACAUCGAGGGCAUCAAGGAAGCCAUUAAGAAAAAGGAGCAGAGGAUCCAGCAGAUCUCCCAAGGGAAAGACCUAACCUUCGAGGAAUUCCAAAAGCUCCCUCGAGCCUCCAGGAGAGACAUGAGAGCUUGUCCCGACAGCUCCUUUGAUUCCGUGGUACUAGAGGCCCAGCUUGCCGCCUGUCAGCAGAAAGGGAGCUACUGA